Messenger RNA from Ziziphus jujuba (common jujube), 1429 nucleotides. RefSeq names its product protein Dr1 homolog. Lineage: Eukaryota; Viridiplantae; Streptophyta; Magnoliopsida; Rosales; Rhamnaceae. Gene Ontology annotation, molecular function: protein heterodimerization activity. The transcript is spliced from 6 exons. The record is from RefSeq and is a predicted model, not a curated record. Bases 498 to 962 code for a protein of 154 amino acids.
UGACCCUUUGACUCUUGGCCGCCCCACACCCAGCCACCUCACCCCCCCGCUCCGGCCAAAAAAAGAAAAAAAAAAGGGGAACGAACUGCAAAGUUAAUACUUCAAGCACGCGCUCCCAUAACGCGUGCAAAAUACUCCUACCAUUUGAUUAUUUCAACAAAAAGGGUCCCCACCUGGACUCAUACACCCUCUAAAAUCGGAAGCACCCAACCAACGCGACAAAUAGGCGCGUGGGGGAAAUCACAUUCCAACGCGCUAUAGGGUCUUUCUUUGCCCUAAUCGCCUGCGAACGAGAACUCGCGCUCUUAUCAGAAACAAACCAUGACCUUCACCGAUAGAUCCAUAUAUUAACCAUGUCUCUCCUCCUCCUCCUCCUGAUCUACCUUCAUCUCGGAUCUUCAAUCGGUUAAUUUCGUCUUCAUAUUUUAGCGGUUUCUCCCUCUCUUUCUCUCUCCCUCUCUCUCUCUCUCUGAUUCAACUCAAUAACUCGGUUAAGGAUGGAGCCAAUGGACAUCGUAGGAAAGUCGAAGGAGGACGCUUCGCUUCCAAAAGCAACCAUGACUAAAAUCAUUAAGGAAAUGUUGCCUCCAGAUGUGCGUGUUGCUAGAGAUGCUCAAGAUCUUUUGAUCGAAUGUUGUGUAGAAUUUAUAAACCUAAUCUCAUCAGAAUCUAAUGAAGUUUGUAGUAGAGAGGAGAAAAGAACAAUAGCACCAGAACAUGUACUCAAGGCUUUAGAGGUACUUGGGUUUGGUGAGUACAUCGAGGAAGUUUAUGCAGCAUAUGAACAACACAAGCUUGAGACUAUGGACUUAAAAAGUGGAAAGUGGAGCAAUGGAGCGGAGAUGACAGAAGAAGAAGCGUUGGCUGAGCAGCAGAGGAUGUUUGCGGAGGCACGAGCAAGAAUGAAUGGUGGGACCAAUCCUCCGAAGCAACCAGACCCUGACCAAAAUUUAGAUAGCUAACUUUAGGAUCUUCUAGUUUCUUGAAUUGUAGGCAAGCAUCUAAGACACUCCAAAAAUUCGCCUUCAAAUUCUCUCUUAUAUUAUGUACAAAAAUCCAUUGACUAGUCUGCUGGCCUAUGUUAAUAUGCACUCCUAUGUGUAUUCACUUUAAUGGGAUCAAUGUCUAUAAGUUAAUGUAAUUAGUGAGAGUUUUAUCCAGAACCACCUGUCAGAAUUGUAUGUAAUUAUUUGGUUUAUUAAGUUAUAGUUUGGGAAGGUCACAAUUCUUUCCGUCCUGGUUAGUUGAGCCUGCACUUUCUCAAAUAGCAUUUAGCUCUCCGAUGUAGUUGUUGGCACCAUUCGUUGUGUGUGGUUCUUGCAUUGUAAGAACAGGGAAACUGCUUUUUAAUUGUUUGUGGUGGUUAGGAUUAUGAAAGCAAUUCCCUUGCUUAUUAUUAUUAUUAAUAUUAAUAUUAUUAUUAUUAUUA